This is a messenger RNA of Danaus chrysippus (African queen), 3012 nucleotides long. The record is from the annotation of a GenBank genome assembly. Lineage: Eukaryota; Metazoa; Arthropoda; Insecta; Lepidoptera; Nymphalidae.
AUGGCUUUAUUUCGUACAAUUCAGAAACUAACUGUUCCAGUGCGCACAUCGAAUUCGACUAAUUUAAUGCUAUUAGGGAGACUCGUGUCAUCCAAAGCGGAAACCUUUUUAAGCGGCACCAAUGCGAAUUAUUUAGAAGCUCAAUAUUUAAACUGGUCGAAAUCUCGUGGAUCAGUUGACCCUUCAUGGGACGGAUUCUACGAGAGCGUCAGUGGACCAACUUUAAAAAUAGAAGAAUUUGAAGACGAAUUCAGUCCGAAGACCGUCAGUCAAAAUAAAUCGUCGCAAUCUGAAAAAGAUGACAAGGAAGCGAAAGAACGAAUCAAACUUCAUCUGGCAGUACAGAAUCUCAUCCGAAGUUAUCAGGCUCGCGGUCACCUUUUGGCGAAAACAGAUCCCUUAAACCUGUCUAUAGCAGCGGGAUGGUUACUCAAAAACCAAAAGCCCGCAAUGGAAAUGAAAGGAGUUGACAGUGUUGUAGUGGCGAGAGAAAUUGGCACUAUAUUGUGCGAGGAGCAUAUGGAUACUGUUUUUGAACUACCUGAGAGAACUUGUAUCGGAGGCAAGGAAACAGCUUUGACUCUUAGGGAAAUCAUAAGACGCUUGGAGAUGGUGUAUUGCGGUCCUAUAGGUGUGGAGUAUAUGCAUCUAUUCGACAUGGACUGUCUUCAGUUUAUGAGGGAAAAGAUGGAAACGCCAGGAUGUUUAGAGAGAACUAUUGAAGAGAAGAAACUCAUCAUGAGACGUUUAUCCAAAGCGGUCUACUUAGAAAAGUACUUCGCAACGAAAUGGCCAGCCGAGAAGCGUUUUGGUCUGGAAGGUGGGGAAAGUAUGAUCGUGAUGCUGGAGGAGAUUGUGGACAGCAGCACUCAACUAGGAGUUGAGUCUAUAGUGAUGGCCAUGCAGCAUAGAGGUCGCUUAAAUAUGUUAGUUAAUGUGUGUCGGAAACAGCUGACUGAUAUUUUUGCUCAAUUCAAACCAAUGGAACCUAAAGAGCCGGGGUCAGGAGACAUAAAGUAUCAUCUGGGUACAUUCAUCCACCGCUUCAUCAGGAAGACGAAUAAAUAUUUGAAGGUGUCAAUGAGCUGUAAUCCAUCUCAUUUGGAGGUCGUGUCACCGGUUGUAGUCGGAAAGGCUCGUGCUGAACAACAUUGGAAGGGGGACAAUCAAGGCGAUAAGGUGAUGGCGAUCAUAAUGCACGGUGACGCGGCCUUCUCCGGCCAGGGUGUAGUGUAUGAGACCCUUCAACUCGGCAACCUACCCAACUUCACCACUCACGGCUCCAUACACAUAGUGUGCAAUAAUCAGAUCGGUUACACUACGGACCCGAGGUUCGCUAGGAGUUCGCCUUAUUGCUCCGAUGUAGCGAAAUGUAUGGACGCGCCGGUGUUACAUGUGAACGGUGAUGACGCGGAGGCUGUGGCUCACGUGGCGAAGGUGGCCAUAGAGUUCAGAUGCAAAUUCAAGAAGGAUGUAGUCUUGGACCUGGUCUGCUAUAGAAGGUUCGGACACAGCGAGGAAGACGAACCGAUGUUCACGCAACCAUUUAUGUACAAGAAGAUACGAAGUAUGGAGACUGUUGAUAAGAUUUAUGCGAAAAAAAUACUGGCAGAGGGCUUCGUAACGCAAGCGGAUAUCAAUAAAUGGGAAAAGGAAUACAACGACACUUUGAACAAACAUUUCGAACUGGCGAAGAAGGUUACCAAACUGAGCAUAAUGGAUUGGAUCGACACGCCAUGGACCGGGUUCUUCGAAUCCUGUGACCCGAAAAAGGUAAAAGAGACUGGAAUUUGCGAAACAUCGAUAUCAACAAUAGCACAACACUUUUGUAAAGCACCGGAACCUUGGGCUUUCGAAGUUCAUAAAGGCAUCCACAAGAUUUUGGAAAAGAGGGCGAAGAUGGUAAAAGAUGGAAUUGCAGAUUGGGCGAUGGGAGAAGCUCUCGCCUACGGUUCGUUAUUAAGAGAUAAAGUACACAUAAGACUCACUGGGGAAGACGUAGAAAGAGGGACUAUGGCACAUAGACAUCAUGUGUACCAUCACCAAGGUGUAGACGGGGCGACGCACCGAGUAUUGGAUACUUUGUACGCUGAUCAAUCACUGUACAGCCUUCACAACAGCUCGUUAUGCGAAUUUGGUAUCUUGGGUUUCGAGGUCGGUUACUCCUAUUCCAGUCCGAAUCUACUUACUAUAUGGGAGGCCCAGUAUGGUGAUUUCGCGGACACAGCUCAGCCGGUUUUCGACACCUUCAUUGUGAACGGAGAAAGCAAGUGGGUCUGUCAGUCGGGCCUUGUGGUGCAACUACCACACGGCAUUGACGGAGCGGGACCUGAGCAUUCUUCAGCGAGGCCGGAAAGAUAUUUGCAGCAAGCUGAUGAUGAUGAAGAUGUUAUACCGGAUCUCGAUGACAAGAAUAUGCCUCUGAACCAACUCCGUGCCGCAAACUGGAUUGUUUGCAACGUGACUACACCAGCCAACUAUUUCCAUUUGAUACGAAGACAAAUCGCAUUGCCCUUCCGCAAGCCCCUCAUACUCAUGACUCCUAAAGUUGGCCUCAAACAUCCUUACUACACUUCACCAUUUAAAGAUUUCGUGCUUGGAACUCAGUUUCAGAGGGUAAUAAGAGAAACCGGUCCUGCCAGUAAGAACCCCAAAGAUGUAAAAAAGCUAAUAUUCUGCUCCGGCAAAGUCGCCAUUAUAAUUGAUGAAUUGCGGAAAGAGAAGAAGCUACAGGACAAGAUUGCAUUAUGUCGCAUCGAACAACUAUUCCCGUUCCCAUACGACCUAAUACUUAAAGAGUUCUGCUUUUACCCCAGCGCUAAAGUAGCAUUUUGUCAAGAAGAACAUAAAAAUCAGGGACCGUGGACAUUCGUCAGGAAUAGACUUGAAAACCUCUUUGGGAAAAAAGUGGAGUGUAUUUCAAGACCGCCCAGUGCUGCGUCAGCCACGGGUAUUAAAUGGAUACACGCAAAAGAGCUUAAAGAAUUGAAAGAAAAAAUUAUCGCACUGUGA